Sipha flava (yellow sugarcane aphid) is the source of this 4313-nucleotide messenger RNA. RefSeq names its product nuclear pore membrane glycoprotein 210 (gene Gp210). Lineage: Eukaryota; Metazoa; Arthropoda; Insecta; Hemiptera; Aphididae. Gene Ontology annotation, cellular component: nuclear pore. The record is from RefSeq and is a predicted model, not a curated record.
UCGACCUAAUAUGAUUUACGAGUGUAACGGCCAAUUCAGUUAGUUCGUUACAUUAAUGUGAACGUUUUAGUUUCGUACUCUGUAUUUCAUAUUGAGCCUAGUGUAUUGCCGAGUGUUUCGCAAAACAUUCGUCGUCGACGAUCGCGAAUCAAAGCUAAUCGCCAAUUUUCGGUACAUUUUGCCAUGUUUUAGUCGGCCGGUUUUCGAAUAAAUCGUCCAUGCUAUUCGGCACAAUGUUUUUCGCCAAAUCGCUGACGCUUUUUCUUGGCGUACUUUGUGUAGGUUGCACGUCUGGUUCGAAACUCAAUGUUCCCCGCGUGCUGUUGCCCGUGUUCGACGCGUUCACGGUGAAUUUCAACAUAGAAGCAACAGACGACGGUUGCUACAAAUGGUCGAUAUUUCGCGGGGACAGCAUCAUCAAACUCGUCCCGUUGGACGUAAAUCCGACGUUAGGAUGUUCAGGCAAAGCGUCUGUGUCCUCUGUAUCCAACGAGAAGAUGCGUCAGAUAGCAAUUAUCUUUGCAGAAGAUGCCAACUCUGGUGAAACAAUACGUUGUGAUGUUAUUGUUGAUACUAUAGCAUCUUUGCACAUCGUCACAAAAACCAGAGAGCUAUUUGUUGGAGACGCACCUGAGCUGUUUGAAGUAUCUGCAUUUGAUGACCAAGGAAAUCAGUUUACAACAUUAGAUGGUGUAGAAUUUCAAUGGUCAUUAAAAGUUCUAAGAAAUCCAAUAAAUAAAGUCUUAAGAUUUAUAUCAUUCAAAGAUUCUUCGUACCGAACUCCUCCAGACCUGUAUGAAUUAGAUCAAAAAAAUAGACAAGGUCAUAUGGUCCUUGUUGAAGGAGUUAAGACUGGUUCAGCAUUAGUUUCCGUAAAACUAUCUGCAUCUGAAAAACCCUCUACACAAGUUGAACUAUCAGUCAUAGCAAAUUUAAGACUUGAACCUUCACAUGUUACCAUCUUACCUGGUGAUCUUAUCCAAAUAGAUAUUUAUCAAAUACAAAAUGAAAAAUUAGUUAAAAUUCAACUACCAUCCAAUCAAUAUUAUAUUGAAACCGAUCCAUCUACAAAAUCUAAUCUACUGAAAAUUGAAAAUGAUUCUGGUCUCUUCCAAGGUAUUAAAAGUGGUCAAGUCAGGCUAAAUUUAAUAGAUAUACAUGCUGAAUCUAAAAAUGAUACUAUUCCUAAAUCUAUCAGCAGUUUUGUUAGUAUUUCCAAAGCAGAUUAUCUGUCAAUUGUUGUUAAACCAUACAACCGCCAUAAUUUAAUUAUUGAUAAUUUAUAUGAACUGGAAGUUCAUCUAUUUAACAACCAUAAUCAAUCAAUUAACAUUGGACCCAAUGUGUUAAUUAUGAUGAAUUUACCUGAAGAAUAUUUCAAUAUUUUAAGUACUGUCAUUAAUGGAUCAUAUGUUGUUGUCCAACCAAUUAAAUUGGGAACACCAAAAAUAGAAGCAUCAUUAAUGAAACCUUAUUAUGAUAUCAGAUCUUCAGUUAGUACUACUGUAACUAUUUAUUCAAAAGUGAAAGUUACUCCGCAUAUUCUUGUGUUUCCAUGGCAUGCAAAUCAAAAUGAUGGGUUACAAUUUGCAUUGAAAGCUUCUGGCGGAGAUAAAAAAUACAGUUGGGAUACUAAAGAUGCAACUGUAAGUACUGUAUCAUCAACUGGACUUAUCACUGCUCAAGGAUUAGGAAAAACAUAUGUUUCGGCCACCAUGACAAGAGAUUCAUUAAAUCAAGAUGAUGCUAGUAUUUAUGUACUUGUACCAGAAGACUUGAAAAUAAUAGCUCAGUCAGUAGAACAAGAAGUAGGCAAACCUAUUAUUUUACAUAUACAAUUAUUUGUGAAAUUACCUGACAGAGAAAGAACUGUCUGUACAGCAUGUAAUCAUAAUCAAUUUAAAAUUGAAAUAGAAGAUUCUCAAUUUACACUUAAGUAUUUGGACUCUAAUUCUCUGGUAAAUGAUUCCUGUGCUACAUUUGCUUUAAGCUCGCAGUCAGUUGCAUCUACAAAAGUUACUGUCUCUUUUCAUACAACUAAUUCAGUUUUAAAAGCAAUGGUUAUUGUGAGUACUUAUAAAAAAUUAGUUCCACUGCGUCCAGAAUCUAAACGUACAGUUUUAGCACCGGGUUGCUCAACUACUUUGUUGUUUUAUGGUGGUCCACAACCUUGGUUGGGUCAUAGUGCUGGUUAUAAAGUAGAUUUUAAAGUUGAUGAAAAUCUUGUAACAUUCAAUGAACUUACUGUGAUUCGUGAUGUUGAUGGACAUAAGACUUAUGCAUACACAAUUACUUGUGAAAAUUUUGGAUCAACUAAAGCUAAUCUAACUAUUAAGAGUAUUCCAGUCGUUAAUAGAUUUAAAUCAGAAAUAAUUUCAAAGACAUCAGUAGAAGUGUUAUGUGCUUCACCAAAGUUUGUCAAAGUAUUUGCCAUUGAUACUGAAAAUAAUUGUCCACUUUCCAAAAUACCUAAUAAUAUUGUUGCUUAUAUACAUGAAAAACUAUUUGUUCGAGUUAAUGUGAUGGAUGAAGAUGGUAAUAUUUUUGAUAAUGCUACAAUGAUAAAUGCAAGUUGGAUUAUUGCAGAUUCUGAAUUUGUAAGGGUUGUCAAAUCAUUUGAUUUAAAUGAAAUCACUGAGUAUGGUUUUUCAUUUCCUAAUUAUCAUUAUAGUGUUUUACUACCUUUAAGUAAAGAGGGUAAUACUGAAGCUAUUUUUGAGUUAACAGGGUACAAAAAACAAUUUCUUGUUCCAAAUAACUCUCCAUUUGGUUCUUUUUUAACAUCUAAUGAAGAAGUGUUAGAUAUAGUUCCAAAAAUUAAAUAUUCUGUGUCACUCCUUUUAUUUGAUGAUCCUCGUUUAACACAUGAAGACAUGCUAGUUAUUCAUAGUCCAAGAAUUACAAAAUCAAUUUAUGGCCAUCAAGGAAGUGGAUAUUUUAAAAUAAAUUUGAGUACACAAAAAGUAGCUAAAGUAGUACAUACUGGAGGAAGACAAAUAGACAUAAGUCCAUUAUCUUCAGGAGAUUUAAUAAUAAGCAUUAACGAUCUAUGUGUCAAAUCUAAGCCAGGUGAAGCUACAUUUAAAGUGCGAGAUAUCUAUCGAAUGGAAUUAUUAACAAAUACUUUUGUUGAAAUUGGACAAACCAUAAGAGCUAUAGUAAAACUGUACGAUUCUGAAGGUCAUCCUCUUCCUAUUCAACCAGAAGUAGUCAAUAUUUUACCUACAGUUGAAAUAAAUUCUUUACUAUCAAUUAAACCAGAACCUAGUAAAGCUGAUCAAAUAUAUGAGGCAGAGUUUUCUAUUACAGGAUCUUUGUUGGGGAAAACCAAUUUAUUUUUCAGUACUUAUGUGUUUCCUACAAAAGAAAUUCGUACAUCAACUUCUUCUAUUCAUGUAUAUUCUCAACUUCAAUUAUCUCCUAAAAAUUUGACUUUAGCUGUUGGUUCAAGUUAUCAACUAAUAGUUUCUGGAGGACCACAUUUAGAAUGUGUAUUUGAAUUUAUGUCCGAUGAUGAUAGAGUUACCAAAGUAUCAAAUGAAGGAAUUGCAAAAGGUUUAAAGAUAGGAACUGUUACGAUUACUGGUAUGGCUGUUGGUGUUGAUGUGAUAAGCGGAAUGAAAGUAGUUUACUCAAAAGAUACAAUUUCAAUUAGAGUUAUUAAAUUAAAUAAUAUAAAAAUUGAAGCGCCGUUAUUCAAGUUAAAAGUUGGAGAAGUGAUGCCAGCUUGGGUUCGUGGUGUACCUGAUGCUCUAAGCCCAAUUAUAAUUGGCACUAUUCAACCAUCACUAGUAUUCCAUUGGACCACAUCGUCUACUGGUAUUGUUCAAAUUUAUGACAUUUUAGAGAAUACGGGAAUAUUGAUACGCGAACAAGAUAGAAUAUCAGUUCGUAUUCGUGCUGUUAAAACUGGAAAUACAAGAGUUAGUGUUUCUGUAUCGGAUCCAUCUACAAAAGUUAUUUUUACUAACUUUAUUGAUGUAUCUGUUUAUGAAGAAAUGCAUUUGAUUUCACAUAGUUUGUUAUUAAAUAGUUUGAUAGUAACUCCAAAUACUGAAUUCACUUUAAUGACAAAUAAAAAUAAAGUAGCCAAACAAUCAUUUCGAGUAGUAGAUAGCUGUAAAUUUGAUAAUUACAGUGAUACUCUUGAUAUAUCGGUAGAUGAAAAUUCUGGGAUUGUUAAAACAACAAAUGAACUUGGGCGUGCUCAUGUAUUCAUUACUUCUACAGAAGAUUUAAAUAUUGUGCAAUCUUUAGAUGUACCUAUUGAAGUAAAACGAGUAAAUUAUGUGAUGAUUAAUAUUAAAACCGAU